Molecule: messenger RNA, 1634 nt
Organism: Asparagus officinalis (garden asparagus)
Lineage: Eukaryota; Viridiplantae; Streptophyta; Magnoliopsida; Asparagales; Asparagaceae
Product: SWI/SNF complex subunit SWI3B
Exons: 7
Molecular function (GO): protein binding
Source: RefSeq, a predicted model, not a curated record
UUAACUCCGCAGACUACGCCGUUAAAUCACCCGCCUCCAACGUCACAGCCAACUCCACCCCCUUCCAUCCCCGCCGUUAAGUCAGAAGCUCCGCCAACUCCCGCCGUUAAAUCUGAGAUUCCGGCGUACGAUGCAAAUGAGGUAACCGCGCCUAACUUCACCGCUGCUCGGUCGCCGGAGACGCCCGCUCCUUCGGUUUCCUAUACCAUUACCAUCCCUAGCUAUUCAGGAUGGUUUUCUUCCGAUGAGAUACAUGAGACGGAGAGGAAGAUUCUACCGGAGUUCUUCGAUGGGAAAUCUCCUUCUAGGAAUCCUAGAAUUUACAAGUACAUUAGGGACGCAGUUAUCAAAAGGUUCAGAGCAAAUCCUUCAAGAAAGAUCACAUUCACUGAGGCCCGACGAGCUAUAGCUAGUGAUGUUGGGUCUAUCAGAAGGGUAUUUGAUUUUCUUGAGGCUUGGGGUUUGGUCAAUUAUGUGCCAUCAGCUAAGCCCUUCUCAAAGGAGAAGAGAGAUGUUAUAGAGAAUAUAGAGAAAAAAAAGAGCCCUAAAAAGCUAUGCAGCGAUUGCAAGACAGCAUGUAAAAUGGUUUGCUUUGCCACUGAUAAGGCCAAUAUUAUUCUAUGUACGAGGUGCUUUGUGCGUGAAAACUAUCGGCCUGGUCUCAGUUCAACAGAUUUCAAACGGGUUGAUAUCAGUGAAGACACAAAGGCGGAUUGGACCGACAAGGAAACCCUUCACCUCCUUGAGGCCGUCUUGCAUUAUGGCGAAGACUGGAAGAAGGUGGCAGAACAUGUUGGUAGUCGAAAUGAAAAAGACUGUGUUGCCAGGUUCAUCAGGCUACCUUUUGGAGAGCAGUUUAUGGGCCCUCUAGAGAGCGAAGAAUAUAUGCAGUACCAGAAGGACGAUACAAUUGACAAUGGAAAUGGACAAAAGAGUAUUGUGGAGCCCUCUCUUUCGAAACGAAGGUGUCUGACACCACUAGCAGAUGCCAGCAACCCAAUUAUGGCGCAGGUAGCUUUCUUAUCUGCUGUGGUGGGUUCAGAAGUUGCUGGAGCUGCAGCACAAUCUGCCAUUGCUGCUUUAGAUGAUGUCAACCAGGCUAACAUUGGUAGUCCAGGUGGCAUGGAGUUCGGAUCUUCUGAUGAUGAAAGACAGGAAAGAGAUGAUUCUACUUUGAAAGGACAGUCUUUUGACAAAGUCCUCAGCGAGGCAGCGUUUGAAGCAGAAACUCAAUUGGAGAAGGAACAGCAGUACGUCGAGCAAUCCAUUACUGAUAUAGUUGAAGCACAGAUGAAAACAAUUAAAGAAAAGAUCGAACAUUUUGAGGACGUGGAGCUGCAGGUGGAGAAAGAGUGGCUGCAGCUUCGGCAUAUGAAGGAUUUGUUCUUCGCCGAUCGAUUGGCUCUUUUACAGCACAAAGCUCGACUAACACAGUCAACCGUUGUUGAGAAGGAUAAGAACAAAACUAGUGGUGCUACGUGAAAGAUGGAUGUAUGUAUAAGUAGCUAAUCAAUUUGAUGUUGUUUCAGAAAAUGUGAUGUUUAUAUCCAGUUGUUCACAAAAUUUUCAAAGCUAGUGAGCUAGUUUCGAUAUUGUGCUCUUACGGUACAAUAAUUGUGGUGAGGUUGAUGAGA